GUGGCAGCACUCUCAAAUUGAUCCUCUCAGGUUCGUUCAUUCGGGGCUCCUUUUUCUCCAAAUUCAUUUUCUUUUCAAUCCUACGCUCUUCAAUUUCAAUUCCCUUUUCCCAUUUUAGACAUCGUCUCCGUAAUUGUCCUAAACUUCAAAUCCAAUUGUGCGUCUUCGCCGCCGGUAAGCUUUCCUCCGUGUCUCCGACAGGAGCCUUUCCGGCGGCAACGUUCACAAAUUUGUGGGUUUUAAGAAACUAUUCUGUUGAAGGAAAUUAAAAUUUAGUGAAUAGGAAAUAAGGUGUGUGAAAAGAAGAAAAAUGGCAGAACUGAGUUUGGGAAUUAUAAUUGAUAUUGUUGAUGAGGAAUGGAUGAGAGACACCCUCCCUGAUGAUGAUCUUCCACUGCCUCCAACUCUGGUUGUUCGAACCGAUGAUACUGAGGAUUCAAAUCAAGAGCCGCAACAAGUUGAUGUGGAUGCUUGGCAUGAUCUUGCCUUGGGCCAAGAAUAAAAGUUUCAUUAAUUAGUGUUUUGCUCAGUAGUGAGUUGAGGAUGGUACUUCCUGGUCCUGUACCAUGCAUCUUCUUAUGUCCCUGAUAGAUUGUGAUAUACUCAAGUUGAUCGACCUGUUAAUGUGAUAUUUAAGGAAUUUGGGUGUCAUUGCUUAGUGCUUGCUGCAUGAAACCACACUUUGAUUUUUUGUUUUAAGGAUUAAGCAAGUUCAGGACAAUCUC
Molecule: messenger RNA, 725 nt
Organism: Abrus precatorius (Indian licorice)
Lineage: Eukaryota; Viridiplantae; Streptophyta; Magnoliopsida; Fabales; Fabaceae
Product: anaphase-promoting complex subunit 13
Exons: 4
Coding region: 311-502 (63 amino acids)
Biological process (GO): protein K11-linked ubiquitination
Cellular component (GO): anaphase-promoting complex
Source: RefSeq, a predicted model, not a curated record